This is a messenger RNA of Caenorhabditis remanei, 2631 nucleotides long. RefSeq lists its product as uncharacterized. Bases 1 to 2631 code for a protein of 876 amino acids. The record is from RefSeq and is a predicted model, not a curated record. Gene Ontology annotation, molecular function: RNA binding. The transcript is spliced from 6 exons. NCBI's taxonomy places the organism in Eukaryota, Metazoa, Nematoda, Chromadorea, Rhabditida, Rhabditidae.
AUGACGGGUAAUCGAAAUCGUAAGCGAAAGCGGAGAAGUGGGUCAGGUGCAAACAAAAGUUCUGCAAAAAGAGCGAGGCAAGAGCAAGAUGAGGAAGCUGGACCGUCUGGUUCAUCUGUCACUCCGAAAACACCAAAAACUCCACAGAGUCGAAGUACACCAGGAGAAAGAGUGAGACAAGAAGACGAAGCUGGCCCAUCUGGUACUCAAGGAAUUCCUCCGAUUCGGAGAACACCAGUGAAAAGAGUAAGACAGGAAGACGAACCAGGUCCAUCUGGUAUUCAAAGAACGCCUCCGAUCCGAAAAACACCAAUGGAAAGAGUAAGAGAAGAAAACGAAGCUGGUCCAUCUGGUACUCAGAGAACGCCUCCGAUCCGAAGAACACCAAUGGAAAGAGUAAGAGAAGAAAACGAAGCUGGUCCAUCUGGUACUCAGAGAACGCCUCCGAUUCUGAGAACACCCGUGAAAAGAGUAAGACAGGAAGAUGAAGCUGGGCCGUCUGAUAAUCAGAGAUCUCUCCCGGUACGAAGAACUCCAGCGAAGAGGGGAAGACAAGACGACGAAGCUGGUCCAUCUGGUACCCAGAAUACUCCUCGGGUACAAAGAACUCCAGCGAAAAGAGGAAGGCAAAAUGACGGAGCUGGGUCUUCUGGUUCGCGAAGGCCACCAAAUAAUCCACGUCAAAGAACACCAAAAACUCCGAAAAAUCCGAGAACGCCGAAUACCCCAAAAACCCCAAGAACAGCAAGAUCUCAAAAAAGCCAGAGAACUCCUAAUACACCAAAAAAUCAGAAUAAAUGGAAAGGUCCGAGAACUUCAGGAAAACCCAGAACUCCUAACACACCUAAAACGAGAAGAAAACAAAAAUGGACGAAAGGAAUGAAAAAUAAGAAGACUGGUACAACUUCAAAAGAUCCGGGGAAUCCAAAGAAGAGAAAGCGUUGUAGAAGAGGAGGUAAGGGAAAACGCAGGAAGAUCUUUGUCAAGAAGGUUGGCAAACGAAAAGCAAUCUAUCAGCUUCAAAGACGUCCACGUCUCAAUGCUAUUCGUCUCAAAGUUACCAGAACUAUAGAGAGAGCGCUCGUGGAAGCACCAAAAGUCCCACUGAUCUAUCAUCUUUUCACUGAAAGAGAUUCAAUGGGGACGCCCAGAGCACCACUGCGACAAGUUCUAAGCGCUUUGAAGAUUUCGGAUUAUGUGAAAAGGUCUCAUCUUCUCAAGGAUACUCAUAUGAAGUCACUGACCAAAUUCACUACACUUUUCGCCAUCGAGGAAGAUGAACCAUACGGAGGGCUUUACUUGAAAUAUUGGCCGAUUUAUAACAAACAAGCUGCCACGGUUUAUGUUGAUAAUCUGCCAGAGGGAUGUUGUGACGCUCAGUUAAUGAGAUUGGCGGAAUGUUAUGGAACUGUUGCUGAAUUAUCCGUUUCAAAGAAAAUACCCAGAAUGAUUCGACCAAGAACGAAAAGGCCAAAGCCAAAACCAGAUGAUCCUCCUGCUCCUCGUCGCAAUCGCCGAGAUCCUCUAGAAGAAAAGAAACCAUUAAUUGACGUUGGCUCUCGUCCAAAAGCUUUCGGAUUCAUAAGAUUUGUCGAUCAAGAUUCAGCAACUAACAUGAUCCGUGCGUUUAUUGUCAAUGAUCCAACGAUACUUCAUGAAAAAAUGGAAGAAAGGCGACGAGAAGAGGAAAGAGCUGCUGCUCUAGCACGACGCGUAAACAGCGAUGAGAUUCCUGAUCUUUUGAUUCCUGGAGAUAUCGAGGAUCUUGUUCCAGUGGUUCCUCGAGAAAUCCCUCGACCAAGACCGAAAUAUCAAGAACUUUAUAUGAAGAAAUUAAUUCGAGAAAUGAGAUUUUUGAAACAACGACGAAAGCGAAGACCGUGGCCAAUGUAUGUCAGGCUGUUAAGAUUGAAACGAAGAUUUAGAGCGCUCCGUAGAAUAGAAUAUAUAUGUCUUCGAAGAGCUGGUAUCAUUGACCCUAGAGCGAAAGUCAGAUACGCAGAACGACGUCGAAUUAUGGCGGGAUUCCCUCGACAAAAAGCCAGAACAUCUCGUUCGGGUCGUCGUCCUCCUCCAGCAUCCCCUGAACAUGAAGAAGAAUCAACGUCGAACGCUCCGUUUCCCUACUAUAUCAAUCGUCGAAAACGUAAGAAGAAUAUAAAAUAUCUGAAGAAGAGGGCGGAAAAAAGGAAACUAGAAAUGGAAGAAAAAAGAAAGAAGAGAUUGAAGGCAGCGUUGUGGGCGAAGAAGCAUAGAAUACCAAGAGGAACGAUUUAUGUUAAAAGAUAUGUACACGGAGUACGCGUAACAGUGAAGAAGAGAAUGAGGAAGAAGAUGAGUAGAAAGUUGGCGAAGCACAUUCCAGGAGGACAAGUUCGGAGAUUCUUCGAAGAUGUUCAAGUUUUAUCACUGAAAAAGUAUCUGGCACUGAAGAAAGAAUACAAGAAGUUGAUCAAACAGGAGAAAGAACGACACCGUGAAGAAAUGGAAGCACCACCAGCUGAAGCCGAUGGUCCUCCAAUGGUUGUCGAGGAAGUUAUUGAUCCAGAGUUUGAUGUUCCUGAUAUAGAUGUGCCACCGGGUCCGGCGCCCCCACCUAAUAAUGAACCUUUCUUUGAUUUCCAAAUAUAA